This is a messenger RNA of Arabis nemorensis, 987 nucleotides long. NCBI's taxonomy places the organism in Eukaryota, Viridiplantae, Streptophyta, Magnoliopsida, Brassicales, Brassicaceae. The record is from the annotation of a GenBank genome assembly.
AUGUCGCCGUCGUUUUGCUCCAGCAGAAUCUCCGUCGCUCUCUUCCUCGUUAUCUCCGCCGUUCCGUUAGCUUACAUCAUCUCCUUAGAGCGAGCUCUUCCUUCGACGCAUGUCAUCUCUUACCACAGCUCCGGCUUCUUCCGCGAAUGCGCCAAAUGGGACGAUGUUGGUCGGAGAUUCCUCGUCUCCUUCCUCGACGGAGGUGGAAUCGGAGAGAUUGUUCCUAGAGAUUCCGGCGACGACGUUCUCGAGGAAGUCACUUUAGUCAAAGACGUUGAUCUCGCCGGUAACGCUUCCGCCGGAAUCGUUAUCGACCGUGAUAGAAACCGUCUCCUCGUCGCCGUCGUCGAUGUGCUCGGAAAUCGAUUUAGCGCUUUAGCUGCUUAUGAUUUGUCCACGUGGCGUCGUAUCUUCCUCACAGAGCUUAGCCUCCAUAGUGAAGAGAAAUCGUUUGCAGAUGAUGUAGCGAUUGAUGGAAAAGGCAAUGCUUAUGUUACUGAUGCAAAAGCUAGUAAAAUAUGGAAAGUUGAUGUUAAUGGGAAGUUUGUAUCCACCAUCAAAAGCCCUCUCUUUACACCACCUGGAUGGUACAAUAACCUUGUAGCUCUUAACGGGAUUGUUUAUCAUCCGGACGGGUUCCUUAUCGUCAUCCAUACUUUCUCCGGUUUAUUAUACAAAAUCGACUUAACCGGUGAGGAUGAUAGUAAUAGAGUCAGUGUAAUUGAAGUCACUGGUGGUACAUUGAGGUUUGGAGAUGGGCUUGAGUUGUUGUCUCCGACUAAGAUUGUUGUUGCAGGUAGUCCGUCUGCGAAAUUGGUCGAGAGCUCAGACGGGUGGCGGACGGCUUCUGUUACGGGUUGGUUCAGUAGCGGUAUGGUUCAUCGGAUAGUCUCUGCAGCUACUGUGAAAGAAGGAAGUGUUUAUCUAACACACAUUGUUGGGUUUGGGUCUAAGAAGAGACACAUACUUGUAGAAGCUGUGUUUUAG